Molecule: messenger RNA, 2591 nt
Organism: Myzus persicae (green peach aphid)
Lineage: Eukaryota; Metazoa; Arthropoda; Insecta; Hemiptera; Aphididae
Gene: Edem1
Product: ER degradation-enhancing alpha-mannosidase-like protein 2
Exons: 9
Coding region: 206-2467 (753 amino acids)
Biological process (GO): mannose trimming involved in glycoprotein ERAD pathway; carbohydrate metabolic process; endoplasmic reticulum mannose trimming
Cellular component (GO): endoplasmic reticulum; membrane
Molecular function (GO): mannosyl-oligosaccharide 1,2-alpha-mannosidase activity; calcium ion binding
Source: RefSeq, a predicted model, not a curated record
ACCGAUUAAAAUUUUUAAUUUAUUGCUCAGAAUAAUAUACAUAUUAUGCUACCUAUAUGAUUUGUCGUACUUUAAUUUAAAUAUACACUCACACACAUUUGCAGAUGACGACUGCACAAAUGUGUUGGGACAACACCGAAAUGAGUAACAAAAAUAAUAAUUUACGUUUUUAAACUCAAAAGUUUACCACGUAUCCUUUACCUAGAUGUUAUAUUUUGAAAGCAAAAAAAUGAAAUGUUCAGUUCAUUUCUCAUUGAUAAUUUUACUGCUCAUACGACGCGGUUCGUGUUCACGUCAUUAUGAUAGACACCGUCUAUUACAGUUGAGAUCGGAAGUGAAAGAAAUGUUUGAACAUGCAUAUCACGGCUACAUGAAAUAUGCUUAUCCUUAUGAUGAGUUACGACCAUUGACGUGUGAUGGUGUGGACACUUGGGGCAGCUAUUCAUUAUCUUUGAUUGAUGCCCUAGACACUCUAGUUGUAAUGGGAUUACAUGAUGAAUUUAAUAAGGCAGUUGACUACAUAAAAUAUAAUGUUUCUUUUGAUGCUGAUAUUAAUGUAUCAGUUUUUGAGACAAACAUAAGAGUUGUUGGUGGACUGCUAAGUGCCCAUAUGUUAUCUCAUAGAGCCACUACAGAAUUAGAAAUUGGAUGGCCGUGUAAUGGACCACUGUUACGUAUGGCUGAAGAUGUAGCUAGAAGACUAUUGCCAGCAUUUGAUACCCCUACUGGUAUGCCUUAUGGAACAGUUAAUCUUCGAUCUGGUGUACCCGAAGGCGAAACAACUGUAACUUGUACAGCAGGAGUUGGUACAUUCAUAUUAGAAUUUGGAACUCUGUCCCGACUAACUGGUGAUUUUAUAUUUGAACAGGUAGCUUUAAAAGCUCUUCAUUCGUUGUUCAACCAUAGAUCUAAAAUGGGAUUAAUGGGUAAUCAUUUGGACGUGGCCUCUGGAUUAUGGAUUGCACAUGAUUCAGGCAUUGGUGGUGGGAUUGAUUCAUAUUUUGAGUACUUAGUUAAAGGCUCUCUGCUAUUUAAUCUGCCUCAUCUAAGAAGCAUGUUUGAUGAGUUAAGAAAGCCUAUUGAUAAGUACUCAGCAACUUCUACAGGGUGGUAUUUUUGGGUGAACAUGCAAAAGGGCCAAGUAACAAUGCCCAUAUAUCAGUCAUUAGAAUCAUAUUGGCCAGGGCUUUUAAGUCUAAUAGGUGAUAUAGAUAUUGCCAUGAAAUCGAUGUCAAAUUAUCAUGAUGUACUUAAACUAUAUGGUUUUACUCCUGAAGUUUACAACGUUGUUAAUCAAGAGUCCGCCAGAGAUUCAUUCCCAUUACGACCUGAAUUAGUGGAGUCUGCCAUGUAUUUAUACAAAGCAACUAGUGGAGACCCCUAUUUACUAGACAUAGGUAGCGACAUUCUACGUUCUAUUCAACACAGUAGCCGCACGCGAUGCGGAUAUGCUACGAUUAAAAGUUGCAAGAAACAUUCUCUUCAAAAUAGGAUGGAGUCAUUUUUCCUUGCUGAAACAACCAAGUACCUAUAUUUACUUUUUGACCCUGAUAACUUUAUACAUAAUGAUGGAAGUCAUGGUAAAGUUUGGAAAACAGCUGGUGGCCGUGAAUGCAUAGUCGAUGCAGGUGGAUACAUUUUUAACACAGAGGCUCAUCCUAUAGAUCCCGGAAUAUUGCACUGUUGUUACGUGGCUGACAACAACCACUGGUCGCAUCGUCAACAACCGAAAUAUCAACGUUUUAUGAAAUUGUCAAUGGAAGCUGACAAAAAAAAAAAAGAAUCAAUCAAUCAAGCAAAAGGCACCCUGAUCGGAGAAAACGGCAGCUCGGCAAGUGGUCACGGGUUCACCGUGGACGAGAGCAGCGUCUAUUGGACUCAACAGGUGCACGAAGACCAACGGCCGCAGUUCAAAAACGAUCAUCAAAAACCGGCAGCGACCUCGGACGCGAUCUCUGGUAGACCACCGACGAUAGAUUCGCUACAACCGCCGUCUCCGAUACCUCCGCCGUCGUCACGGCCACCGGUGAUUUAUCGGACGGACGACCAACUGCAGGGCGACGGAAGGCUAGAGGACGAUGAAGACGCCUCUGCCGAUGACGACCAUAGUGGAAACAGGGACGACGGCGGUGACAGUCGGUUCGAAUCUACAACCCGACGGAAGGGGAGAGCCAUCGAGCCGAACGAUUUUCACGAUUAUGACGACGGUUUUAAAGACCCGACCACCGCCGACCACCGAUAUCGACAGCCAACAUCGGUCGAUUACGAUCACGAUCGCGGCGAUAACGACAACGGUGACGAUAAUAAUUGGAAAGCUAAACAGCACCGUCGGACGAGCGAAAAACGCCAACAGGACGACCAGGACGAUGAUGACGCUUCCACGGCCGGUCCUGACGACGGCGACAACGGUUACCAGAUACUCGCGUGCCCCGCUACGAAUAACUUUUACACGCAUUUCCGAUGGUGACGACGAGAUGGCGGAAAAGCGCCCUCGCCCGUCUUGGUUGAUUUAUAUUAUUUAUUAUUAUUUAUUAUGAUACUGUGUUUAUGUUGUUGGACCAAAAAAUAUAAUAUCGUUUAUAAUAUUGUUA